Molecule: messenger RNA, 11132 nt
Organism: Neolamprologus brichardi
Lineage: Eukaryota; Metazoa; Chordata; Actinopteri; Cichliformes; Cichlidae
Source: RefSeq, a predicted model, not a curated record
CAUAAAGAAGAAGGAGUGCCGUAAGCUAGCUGUAACAAGAAGUUGCUAACCUAUUUGUGAGGUUUGAUAAAGCAUAAUAGAGAAAAGUAACGUUGCGGAGAGAUAAGUUACCGCUGACAGUAGGUCAUGCAGCGCUCUAAAAGGUAAUGAGCCGUAAAGCCACAGGGUCUCGGCUCAGCGGCGCCCACAAACUGCGGCCACACUGGAACGACUGGCAGUCCAGAGUUAACAGUGUGUCAUCCAGCCAGGACGAGGUGAAGUCUAGAGAGUUUGGUUCAGGACCACUGUACGACGUGUUGGCCUCCAGUUGCCCUGAACAGCCAGCAGUGCCCAGUAAUGUCUAUGCUGCUGCAGAUACCCAUCAGGAAGAGGGUGGAUAUGAAGCUGGUCAAGGUGUCUGUGAUACUACGUUUGAUUGGAAGUCGCUGGGGCAAGAGCUGAGGCCAGAUGACUUGACAACGGAUUUGAUUCCUUUUAAGCAUGGAAACCGUGCUCUAGCUUCAAAGGACAUGAGGAAAUCGCAGGACAGAGGAAUGGCUCACUCAGAGGAGUCUCGACUGGCCAACCUCCUGCGCCGAGUCUCCAGGGAAGAUGAUCGUGACCGGAGGCUGGCUACAAUCAAACAGCUGAAGGAAUUCAUCAGCCAUGGCGAGAGCAGAGGGACUCUGGUCAAACAAUUGGACACCAUCCUUAGCACUCUGAAUGACAUUUUAAAUGAGAGCAGUAAGAUGCUGUGGGAGCUGCGUCAGGAUGCUGCAGCCUGCCUUGGUAUCCUGUGCACCGUACUCAGCUAUGAGGCAGAGCGCAUCUUCAAGUGGCUCUUUGUCAAGUUCAAUUCAAGCAGUCGUGAUGAGGUGAAGCUGUUGUACCUGGUGGCAGCACAGCGCGCUUUGGAGGCUGCUGGGGAGAGGAAGGCCUUUUCUCACAUCAUGCAGAUGGUGAUGAGCAAUCUGCAGUCCAUCCUUGAAAACGUGGACACUCCAGAGCUGCUUUGUCAGAGUGUCAAAUGCAUUCUUCAGGUGGCACACUGCUACCCACACGUCUUCAGCACCAACUUCAGGGUGAGUAUUCUCGUUCACCUGCAGCUCUGCUCUCCCUGUCUGUGCUUAGCCUGGUUACAGAGCCUGGAGCAGUUUUGGGUGGCCGACCUGACCUUCUCCACCACGUUGCUGGGACAGUUCUUGGAGGAUAUGGAAGCAUAUGCCGAGGAUCUGAGCCACGUGGUCUCAGGAGAGGUGCUCGAUGAAGAUAUCCCCCCUCCCUCAGUGUCGUUGCCCAAGUUGGCAGCCCUGCUGAGAGUUUUCAGCACAGUGGUCCGCAGCAUCGGAGAGCGAUUCAGCCCUUUCAGAGGACCUCCUGUGCAGUUCUCCGAGGCCGUUCUCACUGCAGGGAAUGAGUGCGUGGGUGUGCUGCUGGCCAGCGUGGAGCCCUGUGGGCAGCUGAUGGAGGCUGUCCUUGCCUACGGUCUAGACCAGCUGGACUGUUGCCAGGCCUGUGGCUCAGACUACAACCUGGCAGUGCUCAAUCUCCUCACUCUGAUUGUAGACCAGGUCAACACCAAGCUGCCCGUGUCCUUUGUAGAGAAGCUGUUGGCACCAGACUCCCAGCUGCUGAAGCUUCGCUUCCAUCAAGAGAAAGAGGUCAUGUCAGCUGUGCACGGCGUGUACCAGGCGCUGCUGAGCCUGAAAAACAUCCCAACACUGGAGGCAGCUUAUAAAAUGGUGUUGGGCGAGAUGGCGUGUGGUCUCAACAGCUUGAUGGAGACGUUGGGUCCCCUGAAACCAGCGACCCUCUGCCCUAAUAUCCAGCACCCUGCUUUUGCUCCCCUCACCCUACCGCCGGAAAAAGCCCAGUUCACCAUCAUCUUCAACCUCAGCACCUUCACCACCAUUGGCAACACCAAGAAUUCUCUGAUUGGGGACGGUUCGUGUCUCUCGAUGCUUCUGUUUUAUGGCUGCUGCUCUAAUCAGAUGACCUCCUCUGUCUCUGUUUGCAGGCACGAUCACUUCAUCUCAUCCAGCUUGUCGUCGUCUUCUCCCUCUCUGUUUGAUGGUGCUGUCAUCAGCACUGUAACCACGGCAACUAAGAAGCAUUUCAGCACACUGCUGAGUCUUCUCGGAGGUCUGCUGUCCCGGGAGCAUCUUUACCCCGAGGCCAGGAAACUGCUUCUCACCUGGGCUCAGGAGAUCUCUCUGCUGAUGAAGAAGUCGGACACCUACAGCCCCCUCUUCUCCCUGCCCUCCUUCAACAAGUUCUGCAGAGGGAUUCUGGCUAACGCUCUGAAUGAAGAUCAGAGUAUCUGCCUCCAGACCUGCCACACUCUACAGGUCCUUUCUUCAUCACUGUCUACUGAGCUGCUGCAGAGGUGUACAGAUGUGUGCAGAGUGCAGUUGGUCCACUCAGCCAUGAGGGUGAGGCAAGCUUAUGGUAAACUUCUCAGGACAAUCCCUCUUGAUGUGGCUCUGAGUAACCACAGCCAUCCUGAAAUGAGGAAGAUCUCUCUGGCCAUUCUUUACACAGAUGUGUGUAUCAUGACGAUUUUGAGUCGACUAUACAAGGACUCCUGGCUGGAGCGCCUGUACUACAGCUGCCAACGCCUUGAGAAACAGGAUGGCCGUGGAAGUACUGAUGGUAGCAAGCCAGACGUGGUGACACGGGCACUGCUGAAAACAGAGGUGUUGCUAUGGCAGUGGGCAGUGUGGGAGGCUGCACAGUUCACUGUGUUAUCCAAACUCCGAACACCUUUGGGUCGAGCUCAGGACACCUUCCAGACCAUUGAAGGUAUGAUCCGGAGCUUGGCUGCACAGAGUCUCAACCCCGAGCAGGAUGUUGGAGCUUGGGCGGGCAGUGGAAGUGACAGUGAUGGUCACCACUUAAAUCAGCUCCGCCUCACUUUGCUGCUUCAGUACCUGGAGAACCUGGAGAAGCUCAUGUACAACGCCUACGAGGGCUGUGCUAAUGCUCUGACGGCUCCACCAAAGGGAAUUCGGACUUUCUUCUACACGAACCGUCAGACGUGCCAGGACUGGCUGACGAGGAUCCGCUUGGCACUGAUGAGAGUUGGUCUUCUGUCUGGACAGCCAGCAGUAACUAUUCGCCACGGGUUCGAUCUGCUCGCAGAGAUUAAAAACAGUGGCACUCAGGGUCCAGAGCUGGAGGUGCCCGUGGUGUUGCUUGUGGAGGCUCUGCUGGAGUUGCACUGUCCCGAGGCCAUCCAGGGCUUGGCAAGUUGGAGUGCCUCAACUUCAGGCAAGAGUAUGGGCUGGUUGUCAUCGGUGGCGCUGCAGGCUGAGGGACGGUUUGAGAAAGCAGCCCAGGAGUAUCAAGACCAACUGUCUGCAGUCACAGGGAUGGACUGCAGCAUCAAAGGCUCCGACUCCUUCAUGCUCAAACUGUCCAGCAACACAAGCAGUCCAAAACACUGUAGCAAUGGUGACAGCAGGAAGACGGUGUUACUGAAGUCGAACGAGUGCUCUCCAGAGGUGCUGAACUUCCUGGCCAACAAAGCCUGUCAGUGUUAUGUGGCACUUUGUGACUGGGCUUCUGUUAAGGAGUGGCAGGCCACUGUCAGCACCCUCAAACAGAACUCCACCAAUCCAGUCAGCAUCAACCUGAAGACAGAUUUCAAUUACAUCCAUGCUUUGAGUCACUUUGAGGAGGGCGAUCUAGCAGAAUGUGGGCUUCAACUGGAGCUGCUGCCUGGAGAGGAUUACACCGCUCUGUCUGGCAGUAAGGACAAACUUGAUCUGAAAAGGCUCCUGCCCUCAAUGAGUCCAGAUCCGACCGAGCUGCAGAGAGCUAUCGAGGUGCAGCUCCUUCGCAGCGCCGUAAGUGCAAUGACCAAAGUCAGCGAGCAGCAGGAUCAGAGAGCAGCACCGAACUCAGAUACGUUGGUGCGCUGCUUGAAGCAGACCGGACGGAUCUGCUUGGGUCCCCUCCGCCUGUCGACCCUCACCCUCUCUGAGACCCUGCCCACGUUUCCCACCCUGCAGCUGCACUCCACUGCCACCCUGGAGAAUGCUCUGACUGGACAAGAGGACUGUGUGAUUCCUCUGUGCAGUGAGGCUCUGAACUCGUGUAAGCAGCAGGAUGCCCAGCUGUUCCUUCAUGCCCUCAGAUACAGCACAUUUCAGAGACAACUCCUCCACAAACUUAAGGGUUACUCCUCCUCCACUGAUAGCCACCUGAUGGAGCUUUGUCUGACUGCUGUCAAAUUUGCCCGUAAAAAAGGCAACAUUACACUGGCCUCCCGCCUGCUCAGACAGUUCAGUGACACACAAACACAAGAAGAAGAGCAGGAAGAGCACCUGUGCAAGGCCUUCAGGCGUCUUAAUCUUGAAGGCACCCUGGGGGAGAAAUGGGGACCAGAGGUGGAGAUAGAAAAAGCCAAAGUCCUGAGAGCUGCAGGUCAGUCACUGACAGCCAUGGAGAUGCUGAGCAAAGCUGCUCUGUCUUAUUGCCAUUUGGGGAAGAACGAAGGCGCCGCCUGCCGCUCGCUGCUGACACUCUGCAAAUGGUUGCUGGCCGACUGGAAGGACAUGACGCCUCAGCUCAAACAGGUGGUAAAGAAAUCUGCAGCAGUGAACUCGUGCAGCGCUGUGGGCAGCAUGUCGGCUCUGAGCAGGAACAUCGCUGCUCUGCUGGAGCUCCCCCUGGAGGAUCAGGCCAUCCCAUCAGUCACUGCUGAGAUCUCAGUCAAUGUGGGUGUUGGAGAGCCAGACUUUGUGUUGGGUCAGCUGUAUCAGUUGUCCACCAGUCUGGCUCCAGAUGUGGCAAAGUCCUGGGCAGCCCUGGCCAGCUGGGCUUACCGCUGGGGCAGGAAGGUAGUUGAUAAUGCCAGCCAAGGGGAGGGACUGCCUCUUCUUCCUGGGGAAAAGAAGGAGAUAGAGGAGCUGCUGCCAGCAACAACGAGUGAAGAAGACAAGGACAUGAUCUUCAGUAUUCUGGGCCAGGCCAUGUGUCGACCUACUGGUAUCCAGGAUGAGGAAAUGGCUCUGCAGCAGGAAGAUGAUGAGGAUGACAUGGUAGACGUGAUUUGGCGGCAGCUCACCAGUUCGUGCCCCUGGCUGGGGGAGGCCAGCCAGCAGGUUACAGACGGUCUGAUCCGAGUUUGGAGACUGGUCGUGGACCGUAUCUUUGGUCUCUACCGCAUCUCCUGCCAGGCCUACUUCACCUUCCUCAAGCUCAACGCUGGACACGUGAGUUUUCUAAAGCUGCUGACUGUGAAACAGCCAUGUGAAGAUCAGGACAUGGAUUUCUUCGUGUUGUCUUUAGGUAUCAUCCCACAGCUUUUUUCGCGUCUCAACCAUCCGGAGGCGUACAUCCGACAGAGCAUAUGCAGCCUGCUGUGCCGAGUGGCCCAGGACUCCCCACACCUCAUCCUCUACCCCGCCAUUGUAGGCUCACUCUCCCUGGGAGGGGAAGCUCAGAAUGCAGGGAGCAAACUGCCGUCGGCUCUGCCUACCUUCUUGGGGAGCAUACAAGGAGAGGACCUAGGUGUGGAUGAAGAGGAGCAGCUGGGGAGUGAUGAACAAGGCAGAUCAUCAGAGGAGCUGGCGACCUGUUCAAGUCAAGACCAAGCCAUGAUGCAGGACUGUUACAGCAAGAUUGUGGAGAAGCUGUCUUUAGCCAACCCCAGCAUGGUGCUGCAGGUCCAGCAGCUGGUGGGUGAGCUGCGCAGAGUCACAUUACUGUGGGAUGAACUGUGGCUAGGUGUGUUACAACAGCAGCACAUGCACGUCCUGCGCAAGAUCCAGCAGCUGGAGGAUGAGGUCAAGAGAGUGCAGAACAACAACACACUGCGCAGGGAUGAAAAGAUCGCCAUAAUGCGUGAAAAGCACUCCGCUCUGAUGCGUCCCGUGGUUUUUGCCCUGGAUCACGUGUGCAGCAUCACAGCAGCUCCGGCGGAGACGCCGCAUGAAUCCUGGUUUCAGCAGACCUACGGUGAUGCCAUCACGUCUGCCCUGGAGCGUCUCAGGAACCCCGUAAACCCAGCUAAUCCUGCCAGUAGCUGGCUUCCCUUCAAACAGAUCAUGAUGAGCCUGCAACAGCGUGCUCAGAAGAGAACCAGCUAUCUGCUGCAUCUGGAUGAGAUUAGUCCCCGCCUGGUUUCCAUGACUACAACAGAGAUCGCUCUACCUGGCGAGGCAUCGGCAUUAGACGCAGUGACCAUACAGAGCGUAGGGAACACCAUCACUAUACUGCCAACCAAGACCAAGCCAAAGAAACUGUUCUUCCUGGGCUCAGACGGACACAACUACCCGUACCUCUUUAAAGGUCUGGAGGAUUUGCACUUGGACGAGCGCAUCAUGCAGUUCUUGUCGAUUGUCAACACCAUGUUCACCAAGAUCAAUCAGCAGGAGCAACCGCACUUCCACGCCCGACACUAUUCUGUCACGCCGCUCGGAACUCGCUCAGGGCUGAUCCAGUGGGUGGACGGCGCCACGCCCCUCUUUGGCCUCUACAAACGCUGGCAGCAGAGGGAGGCUGUGCAGCAGGCUCAGAAGGUAGAGGUUUGUCUGCGCUGGAAAAGCCUGCGAGUGCCGGAGAAGGUCCCGUUCAGGAUGACCCACAACAUCGAGAUGGCUCUGGGAGUCACCGGGGUGGAGGGCAUCUUCAGGCUGUCCUGUGAACAGGUGGUUCAGAUAAUGCGGCGAGGCAGAGAGACCUUACUGACGCUGCUGGAGGCCUUCGUGUACGACCCUCUGGUGGACUGGACUGCGGGGGGAGAGGUGGGAUUUGCUGGCGCGGUGUACGGAGGGGGAGGCCAACAGGCUGACAGCAAAAAGAGCAAGCGGGACAUGGAGAGAGACAUCACGCGCUCUCUCUUCUCCUCCAGGGUGGCUGAGAUCAAGGUGAGUUCACAGAUGUACUCUGAACAUACCCAGCUGCAGUCACGACAGCGCACCGUGCAGGAGGCCAUUCAGGGCAAACUGACCGAACUGGACCAGUGGAUCUCCCAGUACCAGGCAGCAUUCUCCAGCCUGGAGGCCACACAGCUCGCCAGCCUGCUGCAGGACAUCAGCAGUCCUAUCGAUCUUGGCCCCCCCAGCUAUGUGCCAGCUACAGCCUUCUUGCAAAAUGCAGGUCAGGCCCACCUGAUCAGCCAAUGUGAGAGCCUGGAGGCGGAGGUGAGCACCCUGCUGCAGCAGCGCCGCGGAGCCCUCCGCAGCUCCCUGGAGCAGCUUCACAGCUACGCCACAGUGGCUUUGCUGUACCCACGGGCUACCCUGGUGUUCCACAGGGCCCACCAGUGGAAGGCCUGGUUGGAAGAGCUGCUGAGAGACAUGACAGCAGAUCACUGCCAGCACAUCUACAGACAAUACGAGCUGCUGUUUGCUCCACAACCUUCUGCUGCCUCCUGCCAGUUUCUCUCCAGUGUGGAAUUGACUCUGCAGCACCAAUUGAUCGACCGUAGACGCAACCUGGUGAUGGAGGGUGCAGCGACCAGCGCCGGGGAGCAACUCGUGGACCUGACGUCCCGGGAUGGGGCGUGGUUUCUGGAGGAGCUGUGCAGCAUGAUUGGAAACAUCAACGGGCUUGUAACGCUGCUGCAACGCUGCCCACUUCUAACUCAUGACCUGGAGCUCCCUCCACCUGCAGCUACCACCCAGGUUGUUUACCUGGCCAGUGCUGUGUAUACGUGCUUACAGGAGCUGAACACCAAUUUCCGUCAGAUCAUCUUUCCAGAGGCUCUGCGAUGUAUGAUCAAAGGAGAGCCGACUCUGGAGUCCAUGUUGGCAGAGCUGGAGCAGCUGGUAGAUCAGAGCUCUGACGGUCUCGGCCUGCAAGGUUUGGCCGAUAGUUUGCAAACCGGCACAGGCCUGGACCACAACGGCCGCAACCACUGCCUCCACAUCACCAGAAUGCUGCGUGUGCAGUACUCUGAACUGAUCCAGCCUCACAGCAUGGAUGGACAGGGCCAGGACACGCCCAAGAUGUCUGCAGGUCAAAUGCUGUUGGUUGCCUUUGAUGGCAUGUUCACUCAGCUGGAGACGGCCUUUGGGCAGCUGACUGAGAAGCUGAGUUCUUUAGAGGUGCCGCCCCUGUGGAGAAAGGUGGAUGUUCUGAGGGAGGCCCGAGCCACGCAGCUCCACUUCUUUGAUAGCCUGAAUAUAUUGUCUGAUGACUGUGGGACAAUCUGUGCAGGUACCUGCGCCACAGCUGAGGACCUGUUACCUACAAAUGGACCCGUUGGUUUGGGGAAGUCCCUGUACGGCCGGCCCAGCAGCACUGGGUCGGGUGCAGCGGUGGUCAGUGAGGAGCAGAUGAUUCGUCCCAUCAAGGCCUUCACUGCCGAGUUUGUCCGGCAGAUGCUGAUGGGUAUGCCCAGCCAAGCCCUCAGCCUGGCCCUCUGCAGCACCCUCUCUGCCCUCGGUGUGGACAUCGUCGCUCAGGUGGAAGCAAAAGACUUUGGUGCAGAGAGCAAGGUUUCUCUGGACGAGCUCUGUAAGAAGGCGGUGGAGCAGGGCCUGACGUCAGGGCGAGUCUCCCAGCUGCUGCUGAACAGAGCCACAGUGCUGGUGUCGUCCUACGACACAGCGUGGAAGAAAGUUGACCUGCUGAGGAGGCUGGACAGCAACCUGGAAGCUGCCAAGGCCAGCCUGCAGAGGAGCCAGCUGCACAUCGCGAUGUUCCAGUGGCAGCACGAGGAUGUUCUGGGUCCCAGCAAUCAGCCUUUAAGUGUCAGCGUUGCUCCUCGUUCUGUGAUCCUCAGCAACAUGAAGAAGAAGCUGUACAAGCUGAGUCAGGAUGAAGCAGCCAUUGUUGCCAUCCAGGAGAAGCUAGCGUCGCUGGAGGCUAGCAUCGAGCAGCGUUUAAAGUGGGCCGGCGGAGCCAACCCAGCACUGGCGCCUGUCCUGCAGGACUUUGAGAUGACCAUCAGAGAGAGACGCGCCAUGGUGGCCAGAGACAACCAGCGCACCAGCCAGGUCACAUUCCUGUGCUCCACCAUCCUCAACUUUGAAGGCCUUCGGACCCGAUCCCCCGAGGCGCUCAGCAUGGACGCCGCCCUGUUUGAACUGCUGAAGCGCUGCCAGCAGACGUGUUCGUACGCCGCCCAGUUCAGCAGCACGGUGUCUGCACUGGAACUGCAGCUCCUGCACAGACUGGUUGGUUUGACCUUUCCUAUAGGCAGUGUGGAGUGGCUGAGCUGUGCCCAGAGGCAGCUGGAGGAGGAGCUAAACAUGGAGCAGAGGAACCAGGAGGAACGUGAGCAGCAGCUGGAGACCUGUGGAGAAACACUGCAGCUGCUGGUGGACUCGAUCAAAACGAUUCUCUCGAAUCACAACCGCCACUUAGCUGACGUCAAGCACCUGCUGAGGGCCAUGGCCAAGGAUGAGGAGGCGGCGCUGGCGGACGGUGAAGAGGUGACAUACGAGGGCAGCGUGCGUCACUUCCUGUUGGAGUACAAAGCUUGGCAAGACAACAUCCAGUUAGUGCUGUUCACUGUUGUCCAGGCCAGUGGGCAGCACCUGAGCCAGGAGCAGCUCGAACUACUGGAAGAAAUCCCCAGUACUCUGAAGGAGCUGCACUCACAGAGCCAGAGCGUCUAUAACGGCCUGGUGGGCUUCGCCUCCCCACUGGUGACCGACAGAGACGCAGAGUGCUCCAGUCCUGUUUCUGCAGCACAGUCGAGCUUUGCAGCAGCUGUCAGAUGCAGUGGCGUGAAGACCCAGCCAGACUCGAUGUCCCAGAAUGCACGCAAGGCUCUCCCACGCAACCUGGGGACCCCGACCGAUACCCCGCCCAGUACUCUAGUGAGCAGCAAAGGUCUCAACUCCAGCCCCAAGAGGGCUGUACGAGACCCCAAAACAGGACGAGCGGUCCAAGAGAGGAACUCCUACGCGGUCAGCGUGUGGAAGAGAGUGAAAGCCAAACUGGAGGGCCGAGACAUCGACCCCAACCGGAGGAUGAGUGUCUCCGAGCAGGUGGACUUUGUUAUCAAGGAGGCUACCAACAUGGAUAACUUGGCCCAGCUGUAUGAGGGCUGGACUGCAUGGGUGUGAACGCUCUGCUGCUUCAUGUCUGGUCCAGCGAAGGCUUGGAGAUCCACCAGAGUCCAGCGGGACUUGGGUGUCAAAACAGCAGCACCAGGCCACUCUAGGGGAAGAAUCUGGGACGUGGAUGCUUAGUCCACCCUCCCACACCCCUGGGUACCCAAACUGGGGCAGCAACCUCGUAGCAUUGCUGCAACCACACUCCCCCCAACAAUGGGUGAUUGGGCUAACACGGCACUUGGUGCGCCUGCUGACCGGCCUUCCUUUUUGGGGUCUGAGUGGGCAUGGUGGCACCAGGAGAGGAAGGAGGGAAGGAAGGCAAAAGCCACCUCACCCUCAACUUGAAAACACCUUCCCUCUCUCACCUACAUAGCUGACUGUCAAGUUGUACCUAUAAACAUCACUGCAUCUUUUUGUGGCCGUCAGAGCCCAGCAGAGGGCGAGAUGAAGCGAGAGGUGAGCUGUUUUCCUCCGGAGCACGCAGCUGACACACCGGCUGGGACUUUACUGUGGCUGAAGCUCGGCGGACGGUUAGACGGCUUACACGGCUACGCGUUUUCUCUCAACUUUUGGCAUUAUCAUCCUGAGCAGCCAGUGGGUAACACUGUGAGGGAGGACGGAGUGAAACGGGGGUUUAAAAGACUCGAUUUCAGUCCAACUGCAAGCACGGUGGAAACGAAAUAAUCAAACUUGGCUUUGGUUGUUAAAAAGAACAAACGUGACUCUGGAGUGCUGUUAGAUUUCACCCAAUAAAAGAUGAAGUAGAAUUGUUUUCUCAGGAGGUCUUUUCUGUUUUUUGUGGUUCCAGCUGAAACACCGUCGUGUUCGUUUCAGGUGGCUGUGAGUCAGCUGAAGGGAAAACCUCUGCUUGAGUUUCUUCAGUGUGGAUCUUUAAUCUGUGUUGUGCUUUACUAUCAGUAGGAUUAGAUUUCUGCCUUUUUCCAACUUGCCUGUCUCGAGCUGCUUGCAUCAUGUACUUACACCCCGAGCCGUAACGCUUGCUUUUUAUGAUUUUGGACCUUCUAGUUUUACAUUUUUAUUGGGAGAAAUGUUGUUUUUGGUGAUGGUGAAACAUGUUAAUUCUUAAAGCUUUUAUUGGAUUUUGUUGGAUGCCAAAUAAACGUGGAACAGAGA